Molecule: messenger RNA, 1902 nt
Organism: Ogataea haglerorum
Lineage: Eukaryota; Fungi; Ascomycota; Pichiomycetes; Pichiales; Pichiaceae
Exons: 1
Coding region: 1-1902 (633 amino acids)
Biological process (GO): cleavage in ITS2 between 5.8S rRNA and LSU-rRNA of tricistronic rRNA transcript (SSU-rRNA, 5.8S rRNA, LSU-rRNA)
Cellular component (GO): nucleus
Molecular function (GO): polynucleotide 5'-hydroxyl-kinase activity
Source: RefSeq, a predicted model, not a curated record
AUGUCGAGACGAGGCCCGCCAAUAAGUGCUUUUGCGGCACUGAGCAGCGCUGACGAUGACGAGGUGAUCGGCUACGAGCAGUCGGAUGAGGAUCCUGAGUCUGUGAGCGAGCAGCGGCCCGUUUCUGAGCCGCCGGAGCUGGCUCGUGCCCAGCCUUCUGCACCUGUAUAUUCGGCUCCACAUGCCCCCGUUGUUGUUUCUUGCUCGAAGUUCGUGCCCACCAGCGAGAACGUGGUUUACGGACGUGGUUAUGUGGUUAUUGGGCUGAAAGCAGACGAGUUUCUUAUGGUGAAGGGCCAGUACACGUUGAAAAUCCAGCGAGGAGCCGUGCAGAUAGACUCUAUCUUGUACCAUUCGAGCCAUGAUCCAGUCAAAAUCUACGGGCUGUCACUUUCCAGCAUUCCACUAAUAUCAGCUGCGCAGGUAACCGACCAGAAUCUGGUGGAAGAUACAGUUCUGCCAGAAACGGAGCAUUUAUUCACACCAAACUACAAAUCGGUGAUUAGACUUGACGACGUUUUUGACGGCUUGGAGAAAUUAGGCCUUUUGUAUCCGCAAUUGAAGAACAUCCAUCCUAACAGGGAGGAUAUUGACGAGUUUGAGGGGUCUGCAUUCGCAAAGUCUUUUUACCCUUACUCUUUCAAAGUGGUGGAGAAUCCUAGUAAUAACCUUGGCACAUAUAUCAACAAAACCUGGAAGAACGCGUUGGAAGCGCUUACGAGUCCCUCUGGGAGCGCAGAGGACAUGCGUGUUCUCGUCAUUGGGGCCAAGAACACUGGCAAGUCCACGUUUCUUCGACUGCUACUUAAUAAACUGGCAGCUCACGAGCAUAUUUCGCCCAAAGUACUGGACAUUGAUCCAGGGCAGCCAGAAUAUUCUCUUCCCGACUGUAUAUCUUUGACGACGCACCACAAGCCAAUCCACGGCCAAUAUUUUCCGUUUCUUUGCGAGCAUCCUGCAAGAAUUUGCUAUAUUGGUUUUAAUACUCCCCAACGUCAGCCGAUCAAGUAUAUUUCGCAGCUAAAAGCACUGUCAUCGCAUAUGGACAUGGAAAAUGGUCCGCUGCUAAUUAAUUCUCCGGGGUGGAUCAAAGGUUUCGGAGUCGAGAUUUUGAAAGAGCUCACAGAUGCAGUCCGUCCAACUCACCUUGUCUACCUUUCGUUUGGUGGCGAAGACGACAACCAGCUGCUGUGCAAUUUGACCUACGAGAAUCUCGUGCGCGUUCCUGUCCCAGGCUUCAAUUCGAGAGGAUAUGAUAUCGUGCGGUAUUCACCUUCUCAAAUCCGCAACUUCAGAAUGCUCUCCUAUUUCCAUUACAAUCGCUACGAAAAGACAUUUGAUUUUGAACCAUUACUGGCGAGAUCUCCGUACAAAAUCAGCUAUGCCGAUUUUUGUGAUAGAGACGCUCUAAUUAGAUAUCCAGGGCUAUCGGGUAUUUCCAUUUUGGAUGCUGCGAACAUCAACCACGAGGACCUGGUGGAGUGCCUGGAAACUCAGGUGGUGGCAAUUUUUGAGCUUGAGAACGAGGAAUUCAUCAACUUGUACGACGAGAUGGUCCAGCGUGGCCAACUGAGCUCACUCGAGUCCUAUCCGAAUCUUUUCAACAAUACGCUCGAAUCGGUCGCGUCUGAGUUCCGAGGUUUAGCUUUGAUCCAUUCAGUCAACACUACAGCCAAAUACAUUAAUCUGUACACGCCUAUUGAUGUUGCACGCCUCUCCAAGUCGCUGGCCUCGAACGAAACCAAAUUGGUGCUGGUGAAAGGACGGUCCGAUCUUCCGACAGAGGAACUCAUCCCCAAAAUGAUUUCCAAGACGGCUCUUCCUUACGUCACAUACGCGGCCUUUGGCAAAGGCGCGAAAUCUGUGAAUGUUCGACGCAACGUUCAGCGUAAAACUAAAUAG